This is a messenger RNA of Pelodiscus sinensis (Chinese soft-shelled turtle), 1128 nucleotides long. The record is from RefSeq and is a predicted model, not a curated record. Lineage: Eukaryota; Metazoa; Chordata; Testudines; Trionychidae.
AGGUUAGGGUCUCCCUAAGCACCUUGAAGUUGCGUUAAGCUGGAGUAUCCUGCUUGGAAGGACGCUCCUUUGGGUAGAAUGUUACAGGACAAUGUAUUCCCUCCUCUCCUGGGAAGUUUGAGAAUAAAAUCUGAGUCUUUUCAGUUUCACACAUGUUGGAUGCUGGCAGGAUGAUUGAAAUCUAACUUUUAUUUUGUUGUUGGUGAGGGAAAUAGCACUCAAAUGCAUUUGUUUCAGAAGAAUAAAUCCAGCCCAACUUAUCUGAGACAGGACAGCCUGGCCAACAUCCCACUGACCCCCGAGACCCAGCGGGACCAGGAGCGGCGGAUACGCAGAGAAAUCGCCAACAGCAACGAGCGGCGGCGGAUGCAGAGCAUCAAUGCUGGCUUCCAGUCUCUGAAGACCCUCAUUCCCCACACGGACGGGGAGAAGCUCAGUAAGGCGGCGAUUCUCCAGCAAACAGCUGAAUACAUCUUCUCCCUGGAGCAGGAGAAGACACGUUUACUGCAGCAGAACACACAGCUCAAGCGGUUCAUCCAGGUAGUGCAGCCCUGGCUGUUCUCGCCACUCCCCUGCCCUGAGCCCACGGUACCCCAUGGCCAGCCUGAGAAGCACGUGUUCUUGCCCAGGGUUACCUCUUCCCCCCCCACUCCCUGGCACUGGCUCCUCUUCCACACCCAAUGGUCUGGGCUCCUCUCUCUGAUUGGCUGGCAGGUGCGUUCCCUGGAGGCCCACAUGUACCCCGAGAAGCUCAAGGUGAUUGCCCAGCAGGUGCAGCUCCAGCAGCAGCAGGAGCAGGUGAGGUUGCUGCACCAGGAGAAGCUGGAAGGGGAGCAGCAGAUCCGAACGCAGCUCCUGCCGGCGCACGGUCCCCCCGCCCCUACCCAUCAUCCCACUGUGAUUGUACCAGCACCGCCUCCUUCCCAUCACGUCACCGUGGUAACCAUGGGCCCAUCCUCUGUAAUCAACACGGUCUCGACAUCCAGGCAAAACCUGGACACCAUUGUUCAGGCGAUUCAGCACAUCGAAGGGACCCAGGAGAAGCAGCUGCAGGAGGAGGAGCAGAGGCGCGCGGUCAUCGUGACGCCCGUCCGGGCGUGCCUGGAGCCCUCCAGUUCCGACACCGCC